Venustampulla echinocandica is the source of this 354-nucleotide messenger RNA. RefSeq lists its product as uncharacterized. NCBI's taxonomy places the organism in Eukaryota, Fungi, Ascomycota, Leotiomycetes, Helotiales, Pleuroascaceae. The transcript is spliced from 2 exons. The coding region runs from base 1 to 354 and encodes 117 amino acids. The record is from RefSeq and is a predicted model, not a curated record.
AUGUCGUUCACCACAUCCUCAAGUCAACUUACUCUCUUCGGCCGCGGAGGCUACAACGGCCCUAAGGACGACGAGGAAGACUCUUUCUUGCCAACGGCACCCCUGACCCUCAACAUGGGCCGCGGAGGCUACAACCGCGGUGCCGGUGACGACGAAGAAGAAGACGGAAGAGAGAGAGAGAUUCCGGAAGCCACCCAACGGCCCCCACUUCGUGUUUCCAUCCCAGCAUUUCCAGCAUUAGCAUCAAAAUCGACAUUAGCAUCAAAAUCAGCAUUUCUAGGCGCGCCAUGCAUAGCAUAUUUCCUCUCCAGCACAGCACAAGACGCAUCCAAGGGGUCUCACGACCCCACUUGA